Colletotrichum scovillei is the source of this 717-nucleotide messenger RNA. RefSeq names its product acetyltransferase. The transcript has a single exon. The record is from RefSeq and is a predicted model, not a curated record. Lineage: Eukaryota; Fungi; Ascomycota; Sordariomycetes; Glomerellales; Glomerellaceae. Gene Ontology annotation, molecular function: acyltransferase activity, transferring groups other than amino-acyl groups. Bases 154 to 717 code for a protein of 187 amino acids.
CAAAUGCGGGUUUUUUGGUAGGAGGUCCUUUCGCCUGCUUUUCGAUAAAAACUCCAAUUGUUCCAUCUGGCAAUACUCACUCGUCUCCUUCACCAACAUUUCGACAUCGAACCACUUCUAAUUUUCCGUUCACAACCCCGCACGCAAUCAGACAUGGCUGAGAUGAACGACCUCAUCCACGUAACUUUCCGCCGUGCAACCAAAGACGACGCUCCCCAAGUCGCACAACUCGUAGAGGCCGCCUUCCGCGCCGAAGACAGCCGAGCAGAUUGGACGGCCGACAUGGAACUCGGCAGAUCGUUCCACUACUCAGCCGAUGAGGCCCUCGCCACCAUCAACAACCCGGAUGCAGUAGUCCUCAUGGGCAUUGACCACCACGGCGUCCUUGCGACCUCGGUUCAAGUCGUUUUCAAGCGUGAAGCUCAAAUGGCCCGUAUUGCCAUGCUUUCCGUGAAUCCCCAGCUGCAGCGCAGCGGUGUCGGGCGCCAAACUCUUGCUUCUGCCGAGGCAUACGCUUGGCAGCAUUACGACAUCAAGAAUUUUGGGUUGAAUGCCCUUUCAUCUCGCGAGAAGUUGCUCGCGUGGUAUGAGCGUUGUGGAUACCGAAGGACAGGAGAAACUUCGCCGUUCCCUGCUGAUCGGUUCCCUCGCCUAGAUCUUCCGAAAGAUUUGUGCUUCAUUGAGCUAGAGAAGGAUGCCACACAUGUUGUGGUUUGA